Molecule: messenger RNA, 1009 nt
Organism: Bolinopsis microptera
Lineage: Eukaryota; Metazoa; Ctenophora; Tentaculata; Lobata; Bolinopsidae
Product: solute carrier family 35 member B1-like
Exons: 6
Coding region: 23-961 (312 amino acids)
Biological process (GO): UDP-galactose transmembrane transport
Cellular component (GO): endoplasmic reticulum membrane; Golgi membrane
Molecular function (GO): UDP-galactose transmembrane transporter activity; UDP-glucose transmembrane transporter activity
Source: RefSeq, a predicted model, not a curated record
CUCAGAUUUAGAGUUUUAUAUCAUGAAAUUGGGACACAAUGCCAAGUUACUACUAUGUUUUAUAGGAAUAUUCUGUUGCUACUUCUACUACGGCAUAGUCCAAGAGAAAAUAACAAGAGGAACAUAUGGGGCUGAAAAUGAGAGAUAUUUCUACACCAUGUUUCUUGUGUUUUGCCAGUGCAUCAUCAAUGCUAUGUUCGCCAAAGGAAUACUUCUGGUGACAGACUCGCCUCCGGACAAGACACCAGCAUACCUGAGUUUUAUCUGCGGAGUUACUUACGUUGGAGCCAUGUUGGCUUCCAAUGCCUCCCUUAAAUGGGUCAACUAUCCUACUCAAGUGUUGGGAAAGAGUUGUAAACCCAUUCCCGUGAUGCUGCUUGGAGUGAUAUUAGCGGGAAAAAGGUAUAAUAUUGUCAAGUACCUGUCGGUGAUGUUGAUAGUAGUUGGAGUUGCUCUGUUCAUGUAUAAAGACGGUAAAUCUGACGGCUCUGGAUUUACGAUUGGUUCUGGUGAAAUGUUACUUCUCACAUCCUUGACACUUGACGGUCUAACUGGUGUGGCUCAAGAGAAAAUGAGAGGACACGGAAUGAAAGCUCACUACAUGAUUUUAAUGAUGAACCUGUCAGCGUUGGUUGUCAUGACGAUAUCUCUGUUGGCCACUGGAGAGAUCUGGGAAGCCCUCACAUUCUGCACAAAACACCCCGAAGUCGUUCCCGAAAUCAUCACUUUCGGAUUUGCCAGUGCUCUCGGUCAAAACUUCAUCUUCAUCACCGUGUCUGAGUUCGGGUCCCUGAUGUGCUCCAUCAUGACCACUACCCGGAAGUUCUUUACAAUCCUGGGAUCUGUCGUUUUGUUCGGUAAUGCACUGGCCACCCGUCAGUGGAUAGGAACUGCUGUUGUCUUUGCGGGACUAGUCCUGAACGAUAGGUUUGGUAAAACUGUCAAGGUUGAGAAACUCUGAAACAUUUAAUUUAGGUGUUAAAUGGGUUUAAAUUUUCUGUCUCCACAG